AUGCCAUACGAAGGUACGUUACCUUCAUUAGGUGACCCUGUCGUCAGAGGUACCAAGUCGGCACAUGCUUUCCAAUAUUACACUAGUAUUUUAAGAAAUAUAUUAGCUGGGUUCGACAAUCAAGUUAUCAUGAAUUCAACUUUGAAAAGUUUGAUUGAAAUCUUGAAAAGUAAAGAUUUACCAUAUUCAGAAUGGAAUCAGCAAGCCUCUGCAUUACACUCGAGAUUACCAAUUAAGUUAGAUGAAGCAUUGUCAGCGUUGAUUGAAAGGAACCAGUCGAGAAGUGCUGAAUUCCCAGCUCGUCAAAUUUUGAAGCAGAUUCAAAAGUUCACUUCCGAUCCAUCAACUGAUCCAAGCGUUCAUGAUGUGGUUAAACCAUUAAUUGAUAUCGCUACUAGAUACGCUAACGGUCUUGUUGAACAUGAAUAUGAAUUUUUCUCUAAGUUGAUUAACGAAUACUAUGAAAUUGAAAGCCUAUUCUCAGGUACUAAUGUCCGUGAAGAUGAUGUUGUUUUGAAAUUGAGAGACGAGAAUAAAGCUGAUUUAAAUAAAGUUAUUGGUAUUGUUUUAUCUCACUCGAGAGUCAGCUCGAAGAACAAUUUAAUUUUGGCUAUUUUAGAUGAAUACCAACCAUUAUUGCAAUCUUCCUCCAACAUUGCUAAUGGAAUUAGAAAAGCAUUGAAAGACAUUGUUGAAUUAGAAACUAGAGGUGCCGCUAAGGUCGCUUUGAAGGCAAGGGAAAUGUUGAUUCAAUGCUCUUUGCCAUCAAUCCAAGAGAGAUCAGACCAAUUAGAACACAUUUUGAGAUCAUCAGUUCUUCAAACUUCGUAUGGUGAGAUUUACGCUAACCACCGUACUCCAAGAUUGGAUAUCAUUCGUGAAGUUGUUGACUCCAAGCACACCGUAUUCGAUGUUUUGCCUCAAUUUUUAGUCAAUCAAGAUGAAUGGGUUUCUAUCGCGGCUGCAGAAGUUUAUGUUCGCCGUUCAUAUAGAGCAUACUCCUUGGGUCCUAUUACUUAUGAUUUCCAUGAUAAAUUACCAAUUAUUGAGUGGAAAUUCCAAUUGCCAAGUCUUAAUACAUCUCAGUUGACCGCUGUUCAACAUGUUCAGAAUCCAGAUCAACCUGCUAUGAACCGUGCUGCAUCUGUUUCUGAUUUGUCCUUCGUUGUCGAUCAAAACAAGGAACAAAAGACAAGAGUUGGUGUAUUAGUUCCUUGUAGACAUAUCGACGAUGUGGAUGAAAUGCUUACUGCUGCGAUAGAAAAGAUCCAACCUUCCGAUGGAAUCUCAUUCAAAGCCAAAGAGUCGGAAGAUUCUAAGGCGUCUUAUUUGAAUGUUUUCAACAUCAUUGUGACCAAUAUUGAUGGUUACAAUAGUGAAGAGGAAGUAUUGGCCAGAGUUCAUGAAAUUCUUGAUGAAUUCAAGGAAGACCUCAAAUCUGCUUCUAUUCGUCGUAUCACUUUUGUUUUUGCUAAUAAGAUUGGUGUUUAUCCUAAAUACUUCACUUUCAGUGCUCCUGAUUAUAUUGAAAACAAGGUUAUCCGUCACAUUGAGCCUGCAUUGGCAUUCCAAUUGGAAUUGGGAAGAUUAGAUAACUUCGAGAUCAAGCCAAUAUUCACUGACAACAGAAAUAUUCAUGUUUACGAAGCGGUUGGUAAAAACUCACCAUCUGACAAGAGAUUCUUUACAAGAGGUAUCAUUAGAACAGGUGUUAUUCGUAACGAUAUAAGUAUUAGUGAAUAUUUAAUCGCCGAAUCUAAUCGCUUAAUGUCAAGCAUUUUGGAUGCACUUGAAGUUAUUGAUACUUCUAAUUCUGAUCUUAACCAUAUCUUCAUCAAUUUCUCUGCAGUGUUUAAUGUUUUACCUGAGGAGGUUGAAGCUGCUUUCGGGUCAUUCUUAGAGAGAUUCGGUAGAAGAUUGUGGAGAUUACGUGUCACUGGAGCUGAAAUUAGAAUUGUAUGUACUGAUCCAAACACUGGUAAUUCGUUCCCAUUACGUGCUAUUAUCACUAAUGUGUCAGGUUAUGUUGUCAAAUCCGAGUUAUAUAUGGAAGUUAAGAACACGAAGGGUGAAUGGGUUUUCAAAUCAAUUGGUUCCCCUGGUUCCAUGCACUUGAGAACAAUUUCCACGCCAUACCCGGCAAAAGAAUCAUUGCAACCAAAGCGUUACAAGGCUCAUAAUAUGGGUACUACCUACGUCUAUGAUUUCCCUGAAUUAUUCCGUCAAGCUACUCUUUCGCAAUGGAAAAAUCAUCCAAAAGAGAAAGUUCCAAAGGAUAUUUUUACUUCUUUAGAAUUGAUUUCAGAUGAUAAUGGUGACUUGACUGCAGUAGAGCGUGAUCCAGGUAGUAACAAGAUUGGUAUGGUUGGAUUUAAGGUGACUGCUAAAACCCCUGAAUAUCCUCGUGGCCGUCAAUUUGUUAUUGUUGCCAAUGAUAUUACCCAUAAAAUUGGUUCAUUUGGACCAGAAGAAGAUGAAUUCUUCAAUAAGUGUACCCAAUUAGCUAGGAAAUUAGGAAUUCCAAGAAUUUAUCUUUCAGCUAACUCUGGGGCUAGAAUUGGUAUUGCUGAUGAGUUAGUCCCACUUUUUAAUGUUGCUUGGAACGUUGAAGGUUCUCCUGACAAAGGAUUUAGAUACUUAUAUUUGAGUCCUGAGGAUAAAAAGAGCAUUGAUGAAGCUGGGAAAUCAAACACGAUUGUCACCGAGAGAAUUGUUGAAGACGGCCAAGAAAGAUAUGUUAUCAAAUCGAUUGUUGGUGAAGAAGAUGGUUUGGGUGUUGAAUGUCUUAAGGGAUCAGGUUUGAUUGCUGGUAGUACAUCAAGAGCCUACAAGGAUAUCUUUACUAUUACCUUAGUCACAUGUAGAUCUGUUGGUAUCGGUGCUUACUUGGUUAGAUUGGGUCAAAGAGCUAUUCAAGUUGAAGGUCAACCAAUCAUUUUGACUGGGGCUCCUGCCAUCAACAAGUUAUUAGGUAGAGAUGUUUACUCUUCUAACUUGCAAUUAGGUGGUACUCAAAUUAUGUACCGUAAUGGUGUUUCCCAUCUCACUGCCUCGGAUGAUUUGGCUGGUGUUGAAAAGAUUAUGGAAUGGAUGUCAUACGUUCCAGCUAAGCGUGAUAUGCCAAUUCCAAUUUUGGAAAGCGAAGACAGUUGGGACAGAGAAAUUGAAUAUAUUCCACCUAAGGAUGAACCUUAUGAUGUUCGCUGGAUGAUUGAAGGUAAACAGUUAGAUAAUGGUGAUUUUGAAUCUGGUUUAUUUGAUAAGAACUCUUUCCAAGAAACGUUAUCCGGCUGGGCAAAGGGUGUUGUAGUUGGUAGAGCUCGUCUUGGUGGUAUUCCAAUCGGUGUCAUUGGUGUCGAAACUAGAACUGUGGACAACUUAUUACCUGCUGAUCCUGCUAAUCCAGAUUCUACUGAAGUGAUGAUUCAAGAAGCAGGUCAAGUUUGGUAUCCAAACUCUGCCUUCAAGACCGCACAAGCUAUCAAUGAUUUCAACCACGGUGAACAAUUACCUUUGAUGAUUUUAGCUAACUGGAGAGGUUUCUCUGGUGGUCAACGUGAUAUGUUUAAUGAAGUUCUUAAGUAUGGUUCUUUCAUUGUUGAUGCGUUAGUUGACUUCAAGCAACCAAUUUUCACUUAUAUUCCACCAAAUGGUGAAUUAAGAGGUGGUUCAUGGGUUGUUGUUGACCCAACUAUUAAUGCGGAUAUGAUGGAAAUGUAUGCGGAUGUUAACUCUAGAGCUGGUGUUUUAGAACCUGAAGGAAUGGUUGGUAUCAAGUAUAGACGUGACAAAUUAUUAUCCACUAUCGAAAGAUUAGACCCAACUUACAGAGAUUUGAAAAAGCAAUUAAACGAAAGUAAGUUGUCACCAGAAGAACACGCACAAGUCUCCGCCAAGUUAACUACUCGUGAGAAAGCAUUAUUACCUAUUUAUGCGCAGAUUUCAGUUCAAUUUGCUGAUCUCCACGAUAGAUCGGGUCGUAUGUUGGCCAAGGGAGUCAUUAGAAAAGAAAUUAACUGGCCAGAAGCUCGUCGUACAUUCUUCUGGCGUUUACGUCGUCGUUUGAACGAAGAAUACUUAUUGAAACUUAUUGGUGAACAGAUCAAAUCAGACAACAAAUUAGAAAAGGUUGCCAGAUUAAAGAGUUGGAUGCCAACAGUUGACUACGAAGACGAUAUGGCAGUAAGCAACUGGAUUGAGCAAAACCACUCUAAGUUACAGAAGAGAAUUGACGAAUUGAAACACGAAUCGGCUCGUCAAAACUUAGUUGAUAUCUUGAAGGAGGACCCAGAAAGCUCGGUCUCUGUUAUCAAAGAUUUCUUAUCUAACCUUCCGGAGGACCAAAGAGCCCAAUUUGCUGCAUCUUUAAAAUAG
Molecule: messenger RNA, 4374 nt
Organism: Debaryomyces fabryi
Lineage: Eukaryota; Fungi; Ascomycota; Pichiomycetes; Serinales; Debaryomycetaceae
Gene: ACC1
Product: acetyl-CoA carboxylase
Exons: 1
Coding region: 1-4374 (1457 amino acids)
Biological process (GO): fatty acid biosynthetic process
Molecular function (GO): ATP binding; acetyl-CoA carboxylase activity
Source: RefSeq, a predicted model, not a curated record